AUGGCUAGCAAGAAUCCAAUCCACUAUGUCACCCUACAAGAAAUAGCCUAUAAAAACAUUCACAUGAACUUGAAGGUCAUCGGGACAACCGCUGCAUCAAUCGACUCCACGCUGUACAUCGAGCGCGAUCAAUACCCCACAUACGCUGUCGAUCGAUCCAAGACCAAAUGCAAGAAUUAUAAGACGAAAAUCGAAGUGCGGAGGGCAGACACCCUCGCCGUAGCGAUUGAACUGACCAACGUGCCAAAUUCCGACACCGUUGGCGUUCUCAACAUGGCGAAUGCUACGCGCCAGGGCGGAGGAUUCCUCGAGGGCACCACGGCGCAGGAAGAGCAGCUUUGCUACCGCACAACUUUGAUCAACACGCUCAAGAUCCAAUACUACCCACUGCCCGAUGCCUGGCCGCGUAAUUAUCCCGGCCGCCCGAAGCUGGACGACGGCACUCCGCUGGAGAACGAGUACUCCGUGGUAUACUCUCCGGCGGUGGCGAUCUACCGCGAUGACCAGGCAUCCGAAUACAACGUCUACAACACGAGCGUGCGCGGAACGGAAAUCAUCUCCGUCCUCUCGGUCGCCGCGCUGAAUCUGAGCAAGUACAAGACUUUCGACAGGAAGUCGGUGGUAUAUCCCAACAACGAGUGUCGCGAAAUCAUGACGGAGAAGAUCAAGCUGCUCUUGCGUGUUGCCGUCCGACGCAAGAAGACGAGACUGGUUCUCGGAGCGCUGGGCUGCGGCGUAUUCCGGAACCCUCCUGAAGAAGUUGCCCCGAUAUUCAGGCAGUUGCUGCACGAUGAGGAAUUCAAAGGUUACUUUGAGCACAUCGUUUUUGCCAUCCUGCCGAAUGGCGAAGAUACCCGCAAUUUCGACGUCUUCGCAAAGGAAUUCUCUUGA
Tricharina praecox is the source of this 891-nucleotide messenger RNA. RefSeq lists its product as uncharacterized. Lineage: Eukaryota; Fungi; Ascomycota; Pezizomycetes; Pezizales; Pyronemataceae. Bases 1 to 891 code for a protein of 296 amino acids. The transcript has 2 exons. The record is from RefSeq and is a predicted model, not a curated record.